This is a messenger RNA of Mytilus trossulus (common blue mussel), 1497 nucleotides long. Its product is annotated as contactin-1-like. The transcript has 6 exons. Bases 125 to 844 code for a protein of 239 amino acids. Lineage: Eukaryota; Metazoa; Mollusca; Bivalvia; Mytilida; Mytilidae. The record is from RefSeq and is a predicted model, not a curated record.
GUUCUUUAGUAACCAUAGAAUUUUGAAACAAAACAAUCGGACAGUAUUUAUAUGAGGAUCUAGAAAGUAAGAUUCAUAAGUACCAGUCUGAUUUGAAAGUGAGACACACAGGAGAAUUAACAAGAUGUUGUCUGUAUUCUUAGUUUUUACUUUACUAGCAGCUUGUCAAGCAGCGACAUGGCAGAUCUCUCCAUUCAAUACAUCAGCCGUUACGGGAGAAAAUGCUACUUUGGCCUGCAUAGCUAUUACAUCUAAUGGAGAAAAUAUACAAUGGAAAAAGGUCGUAGGCAGUUCAGUUACAGCUUUAACUCUAGAUAGUACCAUUCUAGCCAGUGAUAAGACCAAGUAUGCUGUGAGUGGGAACUACAAUCUAACAGUAAUGAAUGUACAGACUUCAGAUGAAGGACUUUAUCAGUGCAUUAUCGGAGCUACUACUAAAGAGGCAUCACUACAAACCGUCGUGUUGCCAACUAACGUAUCUACCUACUGGGAGACAUCCCCAACCAUCGGGAACAUUGUCAACAUCACUUGCCGGGCAACAUAUGGAAAACCUCCUCCAUAUCUCAGGAUUUACAAAGAUAACAUGGACAUCACACAUCUAGCUUAUUAUUACACAGAAAACACCAGAUCAAGUGGUUACGGAGAUGCUGUUGCUAGUGCUGCCUUGACCUUGACCGCACUCGACGUUAACAAAGACAUUCGAUGCGAAGUUGAAUAUGAUGGUCUUUACAAUGCCAUGAACUACACAAUGAACACAAAUUUGAAUGGCGGUGCAUCAAUUAAGUUACAUGGUCUUGCUGCUGCCCUAAUGUUCGUUAUGGUUGCGGCUGUUCAGAGUUUAUAAAGACUUGUAUUUUACUGUGGCAACAUCUAUGAGAUUUCCCAAUGCACUUUGUCAUGAAUGCUGUAUAAGAAACAAUGAAAUAGCUCUUGAAAUACGGGUCACCCUGUUGUUGAACAAGGAUGAGAAAAAUCUAGUCAGUUGUACAGCUAUACUUUUAUUUAUUUAAUAUAUUUAUUGUAUGUAUUACUUUUUGUAGUGAUCUUUGUGGAAAGGGCAAUCGAAUUCACCAAACAAACAAAAGAAGGAAUUUGAAUACUUGUUGAAUUGGUUUGCCCUUUCCACAAAUUGUAUGCAUUUGACUCUUUAGUCUUGGAUUUUUGCCCUAGUUGGUGUCAAAUGCUAAAGACAGUAUUUUUAAAGUGUAAUUUAAAUUUAUUUUGGUUCGACAUGUUUAUAUGUACAGCACCCUUAUGACUACAACUUUCGUUUUAAGCCUUCCAGUAAAUUUUUCUUUACUGUAGACAUCUUGCCAGUUUUUAAGAUAUAUUUACUAGAAGAACUGUAGGAAUUGGGGAGUAAUGUAAUGACCUUUCGGUAUUGGGAAGCAAUGACUAGAUGUUACUGUUUACUGUGAUAUUGUUAAUUUGUAAAACUUGUGUGAAUAUCUAUUAUUGUGAAAGUAUAUUUAUAGAAAAUAAAGAUAACAAAAUGUU